ACGCGGUGAGGCUGUAGGUAAGAACAAUGUCAGGUCUGUGAGUUUUUCUUACCUAACUUCCGUUUGACAGAUGAACACACUGAACACCAGGUUAGCUGUGUUAAAGAGACUAGUCGGGCUAACUAACCCCAGGGGCCAUAUAAAACCUUAUGGUUGGUGGCUCGUCUCAGUGAAACGACCUUAAGGUGGGUGUGACUGCACUAAAUCACUAUAAUUAAUCAUCUGCGGCUCUGUGGUCCUCAGAGCCGCCCCGCCCGCAGCCCCGGCCCACGCCCCGGGGAAGGGGCGGUCCGACGCCGGAGCAGCUCGCUCUUCCGCGGGCAGCGAUUCGCAAAGAUGGCGCCGUCUCACGUAUUAAGAUGCUGUCAGCGGGUCCUUGCCUGGAUCCCUGUCGCCUUUAUCACCAUGGUGGUCUGCUGGUCCUACUACGCCUACGUGGUGGAGCUAUGUGUCUUCACAAUCCCAAACAUUGGAGAGCAAAUCAUCUACCUGACUGUGUUCCACUUCUCCUUCUUCAUGUUUGUGUGGUCCUACUGGAAGACCAUCUUCACCAGGCCGUCUAGCCCAACCAAAGAGUUCAGUCUCUCCAAAGUGGAUAAGGAGCAGUAUGAGAGAGCAGAGCGGCCUGAGACUCAGCAGGAAAUUCUGAAGAGAGCAGCCAGAGAACUUCCCAUCUACACCCGCACUGGCAGCGGAGGAAUCCGCUACUGUGACCGGUGCCAGGUGAUCAAACCGGACAGGUGUCACCACUGCUCUGCCUGUGACAUGUGCGUGCUGAAGAUGGACCAUCAUUGUCCCUGGGUCAAUAACUGUGUGGGUUUCUCCAACUACAAGUUCUUCAUCCUUUUCCUGGCCUAUGCACUCGUGUACUGCCUCUUCAUCGCCGCCACUGUGCUGCAGUAUUUCAUUAAGUUCUGGACGCUCUGUCGGAGGAAAUCCUCGGAACACUGCCCCAAGAAUGAGCUACCUGACACUCACGCCAAGUUCCACGUCCUCUUCCUCUUCUUCGUGGCGGCCAUGUUCUUCAUCAGCAUCCUGUCACUCUUCAGCUAUCACCUCUGGCUGGUGGGGAAGAACCGCUCCACUAUAGAGGCCUUCCGUGCUCCCGUCUUCAGCAACGGGCCCGAUAAGAACGGUUUUUCUCUGGGCUUCAGAAAGAAUGUGACUCAGGUGUUUGGAGACCAGGGCAGGUUAUGGCUCCUGCCCUUCUUCACCAGUUUGGGAGAUGGCUACACGUUCCCAACCCGCUUGGUGACAGCCGACCCAGAGCAGGCCACAGCCGUCCUUCACACCAGUGCCAAUCCAGGAUGUGACGAUGUCAUCCACACCUUUAAUGAAUCGCAGAACCAGCUCCUCGACAACCACUGCAAUGAGAACCACUUGGAGCCCAACGGGGUCAAAACGGGUGGCAAUGAGUCCAUCACAGUGUCUUUGGAGAAGGAGUUGUAACCAGGGCUGGAUGGAGCGGGGAGGGCAUCUUGCCCAUACAAAGGGUGGGAACCUGCCAAGGCGCACAGCCGUCCAAUCAGAUGCCUUAACUGUGUUUGGGUGGAUACUUGUCGCCAUGGGAACACCUACCAGGAAAUGGGCGGGCCCGCUGGUCCCCUGUGCCCCUCCUCCAUCAGGCACUCAUGAAUUUACAUUGUUUCUUACUAAAGGAGGACCAAGGAUUUUAAAACAUUUAUUUUAACCAAUUUUUCUGUGCAUUUUAGUGUAACAUGGCUUUUGAUGUAACAUGCUUUAAUUUCAAAGCAAAAGAGACUGUCCUUUUCCCCCCGAGAAGCUGGAGGGGGGGUGUCUGCAAGCUGAACAGUGAAUGGCUUAAAGGAGGGGUGUAGCAGGGUGAUGUACAGGUAUCCUCCUAUUGGCUAAUCGAUCUGUUAAUGGAUGCCCUGCAUUUACUGUAAGAAGGUCCGCCGGACUGUAGGGGGAAGUGUGGAGCUCCUCUGCACAGCACCGUCCUGUUUGAAGAGCCCAAGGCGGAUGGAGUUCAAGCUGCUCCCUGGUCAGUGAAUCACUCGAAUGAGGAAUCAGUAUGGGCACCCAGAGCUGCCAUCUUGACAGGUCACUGUGGAAAUGCAUUGUAGGUGGGGACUUAAUAAGCUCAACCCGCGCUGCCACAGACCAGUGCCAUGGACACCUGCUUAUUGCCUCGAUUGCCCAUGAUUCGUUGUUCCAUUGUUUUUAAUUAGGAUUUUUAAGUGCAUCUGAAGCACCGUCCCAGCCAGCGCCUGCCAUGCCUCAUACAGAACUGUGGGUACGCAUCUCUGUUUACACACUAAAGCAGAUUGCGGACAGGCACCGUCCACCCUACAGGCUGCUUGCUCAAGAGCGCCCCUUACUGAAGGAGGUUCUGUAUGCUUUACAGAGGCGAGGUUAUGUUUACAUUCAUUCAGAUGCUGCUUGUCUCGUCAGUCUGGCUUCUCUGGUUAAUAAGCCAAUGCCCUCUCCCACACUCUGCUGUGAUUGACCCGUCCUCAGCUUACAUGCGUGUAAACUGCUGCUGAUUGGUCCAGAACAGUGUGAUCCAUCACUGCGUUGUUGGACUUGGGCACCCACUCAAAAUGGCCCAGUGAACAUGUACACAUUUUCUCAAUGCUCCUCCAGCGCAGAGCUUUGCCACGGUGAUGAUCAGGGCCUUUUCUGUCAAAGAUAUUUGACCCUUUGGAGUGUAAUGCGCUCUAUGGUCAACAGGGGGAGACGGUUGCCUUUCUUGUCCCCCUCAAGUCAGUCUGUGGUGAUGGUCUCGCAUGCUUCGUGUUCUCUCUGGGCUAAUGGCAGUAGGUUCAGCCCCCAAGCGGUAUUCAAGGUUAAGGAAUGGUAAUUCUCUAAAGAGCUGGUGUGUGUGGCGAAUCAGUGUAAAAAUAAACGUAUUUGCAGGUUAGUGUUCGGUAUUAGCACUCACUGUGCGUUUUUGGUGACCUUUAUCCUGCUUCGGCUAUUUCAUGUCCAGGAAGGAAAUCUGCUGUGAUUGUUUGCUGCCUUGUGUGAGAAUGCUCCAUGCCCUCAGCGGUGCCCCACCCCCAAGAAUGACUCGCGCCCAGCGCAGGUGACUCUCCGAUGGACAAUCCUGUCUCGCCAGCCCUACAGGAGCGCUCUGCGUGCUUGAGUGCGCCGUCACGCAUGACUUCUGCUGGGCGUAAUCGACCCUUUAGGCUGGAAAGUGUUUUUCCCCCUUUGGUGAUUUUUCUGUCUGGGAUUGUCCCUCGCAAGGCUCUGCGUUGCGUAACAGCUGAGUGAUGCAGGGUAUCGUGCCAUAGCGCCAAAGUCGCUCCGCAGAUGAUGUCUGUAAACCCCCCCCCCACUACGCUGACUGGGUCCCGCUUCGCAUGUAUGGUGUAAUAUCUUUGUAUCCCAGUUAAAAUGCAAAUUACCUUUUUAAUGUGCUGUUUCUCAAUACACAGUGCUGUCAUCAAA
Brienomyrus brachyistius is the source of this 3417-nucleotide messenger RNA. RefSeq names its product palmitoyltransferase ZDHHC20-B-like. Gene Ontology annotation, cellular component: endoplasmic reticulum; Golgi apparatus. Gene Ontology annotation, molecular function: protein-cysteine S-palmitoyltransferase activity. Gene Ontology annotation, biological process: peptidyl-L-cysteine S-palmitoylation; protein targeting to membrane; synaptic vesicle maturation. The record is from RefSeq and is a predicted model, not a curated record. The transcript is spliced from 14 exons. Bases 337 to 1449 code for a protein of 370 amino acids. NCBI's taxonomy places the organism in Eukaryota, Metazoa, Chordata, Actinopteri, Osteoglossiformes, Mormyridae.